This is a messenger RNA of Akanthomyces muscarius, 1572 nucleotides long. RefSeq lists its product as uncharacterized. The transcript has 6 exons. Gene Ontology annotation, molecular function: DNA binding; zinc ion binding. The coding region runs from base 1 to 1572 and encodes 523 amino acids. Gene Ontology annotation, biological process: DNA-templated transcription. NCBI's taxonomy places the organism in Eukaryota, Fungi, Ascomycota, Sordariomycetes, Hypocreales, Cordycipitaceae. Gene Ontology annotation, cellular component: nucleus. The record is from RefSeq and is a predicted model, not a curated record.
AUGCGUCUCGACUAUACGACCGCGCUUGAAGAGACGCAGCCUACUUUACGACCAAUUGCCCAUAGCACCCUAUACGGGUACAUUUCGCCCAUUGAAAAACUUGUACAGGAUCGGCAGACAAUAUUUGGCCAGCUUCCGCGACCCGUCCGCGAAACUUGCCUAGCGGUCCUGCGAGCUCUACCCAACCAGCGUGACGAGCAGAUGGUGUAUCUCGAGGGCGAGUUCCAGGCUAAAGGUUGGCUGCAUCUCGCGGCGCAUCGGAUAAUACGAUGGCUACAAACUGUCCUUGCUGGAUCACCUUCACGGAGCGAGCAACAAACCGUGGAGCACGUCGCUGAAAUAAUAUCCAACAAUACGUCAAGACCAAUGCGUGGCCCUUAUGUAGACUGGGAGUCUUGGUUGAAUUCAUUCACGGGCGCUAAUACAAGAUGGGAAUCUAUAGGGCUGCUCUGGACGCACAUGGAGUGCGUUUCCGAUAUUCUGGAUGCCCUCAUUCCCAGAAAGCUGGUUCGGUCAGACAACAAUACGUCUGGUCAGACGGCACAAUUUCACGUCGAGAGCUGCAUCCGUCUUGCCCGGCACUUUACAGAUGACAGCGAUUUGUUGGCCGACUUGUACCGUCGAAAAUCAAUUCUGAUAUCUUUUGUAGACGGCGAAUUAGGACUGCCAAUGUGGGAAGCGCACGGCGAAUCCGUGACUUAUGUCAUGUUUCUGGGCCUUCAUGCCUCGGAGAGCAGCACCCCGUAUACCCCAACAGCGUGGUCCGAAAACAACCGGCGGCUAGCGGCAGCCAUUUUUGUCUUUGACAAAAUUGGAGUUUUGCUGACCGGGCGUCCACCCCUCAUCAAUCAUCGCUACUAUACGACGCCGUUGCCUCUUGACCUACGCGAUGAAGACCUCAUUGCUGGCUCAGCUACUUUGAACAAAGCAAUCACUUCUCUAGAUGAACGAGGCUGGAAUACAGACGGUGGGCUUUACCCAGCGACAGUAGCGAGAGCCCGCUGCAUGAUGGCGAUGAUUCGUGAUGAAGUUAUCGAAGUCACCCUGAGUAACGGCCGCAAUCCAAGCCUGGAGAAUCUCAUGGAUCUCAAGGAUCGAGAGUUUACCUUGGUAGCCGAAUUCCCAACCAGCCUGAAAUACGACCCGCAAGACCUUGGAAGGCACCAAACAGACGCGAACCUCCUCUAUAUCAAGGUCAUUACACACCUUGAGCAUCUUCAAAAUUUAUUUUUCAUUGAUCGGCUCUUGAUACGCUGUGGUUAUGCAAUCCGAGACAACUUGCUGGAGACCAGCCUUGCCCUGGCGAGCCUAGCUCUCCAUAUUUGGAUUCACAAAGACCAGUUUGCGGACGCCGCUAUACAACGCAGCUUCGAGUGGAUUAUGCUUACCUACGGCGCACCUGCAGCUGGCAUCUUGUGCCAGGAAGCACUAGGUACAGCUCAGCCUUCUCGUUGGUUUUUUCGAUUGGAUACAAGCGGUUUAACGUACCCAAUCUGGGACUUUGGUGAUCAGCCGAGCUUCAAUUUUGAGCUCAUGGAUACUUUUGACUGGCUACGCGCUGCUGAGCAAUAG